This is a messenger RNA of Amphibalanus amphitrite, 8937 nucleotides long. RefSeq lists its product as uncharacterized. The record is from RefSeq and is a predicted model, not a curated record. The transcript is spliced from 2 exons. NCBI's taxonomy places the organism in Eukaryota, Metazoa, Arthropoda, Thecostraca, Balanomorpha, Balanidae. Gene Ontology annotation, molecular function: nucleic acid binding. Gene Ontology annotation, biological process: DNA integration. The coding region runs from base 261 to 6302 and encodes 2013 amino acids.
CUUUCUUGUGGCUCAGUAAAAUAGUGAAAAGUAGAUUGAAUGACAAUGACUUUCCAUGAUGGAUGUGCCACAUUACUUUGUAGAUAGAAUAUGCCAUUCCACAAUGCAACUCGUAGAUUCUACCUACCUAUGUUUCGUAGAUUUGGUGUAGUUGAUAUCUCAUGAUAAUACUGCCCAUACUAACUUCAUGAAUUGAAUCCAUACAUUUUCAUCCUUGCCCAAUUUACAACUGUCCUGAGUUCUCAACCCGCAUUGUUACCAUGGCUGAUUCGGAGAAGGGUACUGAUGACUGUGGGCCAGAGACGAGGUCAUCACAUGAAUUGCGGCUGACUGAGAAAGGUAGAGAGUACCAAACCACCAUGAAGGUCAAAGUGUUUAAGCAGGUGUUGGGAAAACUGGAAAAGGAAGGCACGUCCCUGGUUGAUGACCUUACAAGCCAAGAUGACGAUGAGCAGGAUGAAGAAAAAAUGACCAAGAGGAUUGCCAAAUGGAGGCACAACUACGUGAUGCUUCGUCAGACCCAUGAAGAUCUGCGCUCCUUGUUGGGAGCUGAAUUUGAAGCUCACAGAUUGAUGUAUGAUGACAGACUCACCAAACUGGACACCACAAGAGCAAUGAUUGAGUCAUUGACGCCACAAGAACUGACGUGCAAACAGAAGAAGAAGAGUCGGGGAGCACGCUCGUCGGUAACCCAGACAAGCAGAUCAUCUUCGAGUACUGACAUGAAAGCCCAGCUUUUCAUGAUGAAGGUUCAAGAGAACACUCAGGCAGCUGAGACGAAAGCAAAAGCUGAUGCACUGGAAGAAAGACAGGAAUUGGAAAGGGAGAUAAAGAUCAUGGAGUCCAAGAUGCAAGAGCUGAAGUGGAAAGAAGAAAAGCAUCAAAUAGAAACAGAAAGAAGGAUCCAUAAAGCAAAAGAAGAGGUGAUUGAAAGGAUGGAGCAGCAAGUUGAAUCGCUGAUGAUGUCACCAAGACAGCAGGCGGCUGACAUGGAGAUGGAGUCACAUGGGACGAAACGGGUAGACACUGAUGCACAACCUACUGACUGUCAUGAAGCUGUUAAUGACAUGACUGAUUAUGCUGUGCCACCGCCUACUGUACCCAUUUCCGCCCAUUGUCAGGCUCCUGCCCCUGCUCACCCUCAGUCCACUGAGUCUGCUCCAACACAAGUUACUGCUGCUACUCUGGCUGACAUUCUUUCCCUACAGGCGCAGAGAUGUCAGCUACCUCCUACAGAACCAGGUGUGUUCAAAGGCGAUCACACCACCUUCCGCAUCUGGCUGAACGCCUUCGAGACGUACAUUGAGACCAGAUGCUCUUCAUCCAGCGAAAGGCUACACUACCUGGGCUACUACACAGCUGGAGAAGCAAGGAACGCGAUCACUGGCUUCCUGCAGAUGGGAACGGCUGAUGCCUACCAGCAAGCCAAGAAGCGCCUCACCGACAGGUAUGGCAAUGCAUUUGUCACCAUGAAUGAGAUGAAGAGGCGCCUUCAGAGAUGGCCAGAUGUGCGAGCUGGUGAUAGUAAGUCAUUCACUGAGCUUUCAGACUAUCUAGAGCUUUGUCUGGCCAGUUCGAAUGCAAUGGGUGAUGUGAAGAUGUUCGGUGGUCCAUCAGAGAUUGAUGCCAUCCUCAAGAAGUUGCCCAGAUACCUGUCUGACAGCUGGAGAAGAAUCGUUGACAGGUGGAUCUAUGAACCCGAAGAAGGUUCUGUCUCGCAGUACCCACCGUUCGCACACUUUGUGCAGUUCAUGAGCAGAGAGGCCAGGGUGGCCUCUGGUCCAGUGCUACCCAGAAGUGGCGAGGAAGACAAGCGAGUGCAACCGAAGCAAAGAAAUGCACGAGUUCUCCUCACUUCUGCACCAACCGAUCAGAAGCCUCAAGACAGCAGAGCAGGCGGCCGGGUGAAUCAGCAGCACCACUGUGUGGCAUGCAAGAAUGAUCAUCCGCUGGACCGUUGCUCGACAUUCACCAAGAUGUCCCUGAAGGGCAGACAGGAGCUGGUCCGACAGCAUGGUCUCUGCGGAGGGUGCCUAAGGAAGGGGCACAGAUGGAAGGAGUGUCGAAGGAAACAGCGAUGCACAAAGUGUAGCAGGCUGCACCCUACCCUGCUCCAUGACGAUUCUCUUUCCCUCAGAGUGGACAAGACAACAACCCAAGGCACCCAGACUAGUGCUGCGGUAUCCCUCCAUGUGUCCUGUGACAAGGUAGCUGAGUCUCCCAAGUGUACUCACUCCAUGCUGGUACCUGUGAACCUGACACACCGAGAUCUUCCCCACAGAAGCAUGACCGUGUACGCACUGCUCGAUCCUCAAUCUGACACAUGUUUUGUGAAAGAGUCUGUGCUACAGGAGUUGGAUCUGCGCGGUGAGGACGUCACCCUCGAGGUGAGCACGAUCGCAGGCAGGACCAGGACACAGAGCCAGGUCGUACAUGGUCUGGUGGUGAAGGAUCACAAGGGCGAGACAGAGUUCGAGCUACCUCCUACGUACUCCAAGGCGGACAUCCCUGCCGAGCGCCAACUGAUCCCGAGACGCGACACAACAGCUGAAUGGCCCCAUCUGCAGGAGGUGGCCGGACAGCUGCCGGAGUACGUCCCCGACGCUGAAGUGGGAAUACUGAUCGGCAUCAACUGCCCCAGAGCUCUGAAGCCACUCGAAGUGGUCACCGGUGGCGACAAUGACCCCUGGGCGAUUCGCACCAGCCUCGGAUGGAGUGUGAUCGGAUUCAUGGGUCAGCCAUCCAACGGUGCCGGUGCAGCGUGUCUCUACGUGACUGGUCGAGCCGAACAGGAGGGAGUUCGACACUUCGCGUUCCGAGUCCGUGCUCGUGAGGUACCUCCUGAGCAGCUGGCCAGACUCUUCGACUCUGACUUCACUUCACAGCCAGGGGGAACGAUGGUGUCACAAGAUGACCUGCAGUUCAUCGAGAUCAUGAAGACAAGCAUGCACCAGCGUCCAGACGGCCGCUUUGAAGCUCCCCUCCCCCUCAGGGAUCAGAACAUGUCUCUUCCAGACAACUUUCACCAGGCUCAGGCUCGACUUCAGUCCCUGAAGAGGAAGCUGUUGAAGGACAGCAGCUACAGGGAAGCCUACAUCACGGCAAUCAAAGACUUGUUGGAUAAGGGCUAUGCCGAGCCCGUCCCGCAAGCUGAACUGGAAGCUAAUGACGGACGAGUGUGGUAUGUUCCCCAUCACGGCGUCGUCCAGCCGAAAAAAGGGAAACUACGAGUAGUCUUCGACUGCAGUGUGGAGUUUCGUGGACGAUGUCUAAACCACGAGCUACUUCAAGGCCCAAACGUGUCAAACAACCUCGUCGGGAUCCUGGCAAGAUUCCGAAAGGAACCUGUGGCUCUGACAUGUGACAUAGAAGCCAUGUUUAACCGCGUCGCGGUUACUGCAAGUGACAGGAACCUGCUCAGGUUCCUCUGGUGGCCAAGAGACGACGUCAACCAGGAAGCAGUCUGUUACAGGAUGACGACACACCUCUUCGGAGCCGUCUCCUCACCCGCGUGCGCGAUGCACGCACUGAAUCUGACUGCCGAGCUCUAUGAGCCCAAGUAUGGGAAAGAAGCAGCCAACUUCGUCAAGAACGACUUCUACGUCGACGACGGACUGACUUCGACGCCAGAUGCUGGUACUGCAGCGACUCUGAUCGAGAAGACGACCGAGCUGUGCGCCGAAGGUGGGUUUAAACUCACGAAGUUCGCCUGCAACGACUUUGAUGUCAUGCAAACUGUCCCAAUCUAUUCGAGAUCUAAGACGCUGGUGGGUUUGACGUUCGAGGAGAACUCCCAGGUGUGUGAACAGGCACUGGGUGUCAGAUGGGACCUUGGUUCUGAUACCAUUCAGUUCCGAGCAGAGCUCCCUGAUCGGCCUGCCACCAGGCGAGGCAUCCUUUCAGGGGUGAGUUCCCUGUACGACCCACUUGGACUCAUCUCGCCAGUGAUUCUUAAAGGAAAGAUGAUCGUCAAGGAGCUCUGUGGACGUGAUUGCUCCUGGGAUGACCCGGUUCCCGAGGAGCUGAAGGAGCAGUGGCUGACUUGGAAGGCGGCGCUACCAGAUCUGUCUAAAGUGAAGAUCCCAAGACAGUACGGCUCGAUACUCGACUCUGACGGCUCGCCUGCAACUUUCGAGCUUCAUCACUUCUCUGAUGCGUCCACAGCAGGAUACGGAACCUGUAGCUACCUACGCGUCAUCAAGGAUGGUGAAGUGUCCUCGGAUCUCGUGCUGUCGAAGGCCAGGGUGACGCCGAAGAAGACCGUCACAGUUCCACGCUUGGAACUCGCAGCAGCAGUGCUGGCGACAGAAGUCGGUGAGUUUCUGCAGCAAAAUCUGAACAUAUCCCCGAUCCAGCAUCACUAUUGGUGCGACAGUCGCGUGGUUCUUGGAUACAUACGGAACAACGUGCGCAGGUUUCAUGUGUAUGUGGCCAACAGAGUGCAGACGAUCCUGAAUCGCACGACACCGAGUCAGUGGCACUUUGUCCCAUCAGAGCAGAACCCAAGUGAUCUAGCCUCACGGGGCUGUCUGAUCGAAGAGCUCAUCGAAAACGACCUGUGGUGGCACGGCCCUCCAUUCUUGUCGUGUCAAACGGAUCUGCCUCUCGAAGAUAACGAAGACGUUGUCGAUCAACAAGAUCCUGAAGUGAAGAAAGGAGUGACCAUGAUGGCGAGCAGUGAACCAGCCACAGAACACGCGACGCUGCUGCAACGGCUGGAACGCUUCUCGACUUGGUUUGCUGCCAAGACUGCGGUGGCGAACUGCCGAAGAUACAUAAGGAAACUCAAGGAAGCGUGCAGAAGAAGACGCGGUGAAGAGUGCAGUGAAAUGACGAACGAACAAUUGACGGUCCAAGAUCUGGUCGAGGCUGAAACCGUGAUCGUCAAGGCACUGCAAAAGGAAGCGUUUGCCGACGAACUGCGUCACCAAAGUGGAGCUGAUGCCUCCAUCAAGAAGUCGUGCACAGAAGAUGGGAGUGGCCGAAGCAGCCAUCCCGAUCCGCGGGAGAAGAGCAGUCUGAAGAAGCUGGAUCCUCUGACGAGAAGUGGAAUUCUCUGCGUCGGAGGCAGAAUCAGACGCGCAAACCUGCCAAGAGAAGUCACGAAUCCAGUGAUUCUCCCAAAGAAGAGCCAUGUCGGUACAUUGAUCAUUCGUCAGUGUCACGAGAGGACGGGACACGCAGGAAGAGAGAUGACUCUCGGCGAACUUCGGCAGCAGGGCUACUGGAUCCUGCACGGACGCUCUGCUGUCUCCAGUUACAUCAACAGCUGCGUGACGUGCAGAAAGCUACGUGGUCCCCCCGGGGAACAGAAAAUGGCUGAUCUGCCAGUCGAGCGCCUUGAGCCGUCACCUCCUUUCACCUACUGUGGCAUGGACUGUUUCGGCCCGUUCUACGUGAAAGAACGACGAAGCCAACUAAAGAGGUGGGGCAUUGUCUUCAUCUGCCUCGCCUCCAGAGCCGUACACCUGGAGACACUGAACUCGAUGACAACCGACGCAUUCCUGAAUGCGUACCGAAGAUUUGUGUGCAGACGAGGUCCCGUGAGAGGUCUCUUCUGCGACAACGGCACGAACUUUGUGGGAGGUCAGAACGCGUUGAAGGCUGCUCUCGCUGAGAUGGAUGAAGAGAAGAUCAAGAACAGUCUACUGAAGGACCAGUGUGACUUCAUCAACUUCACGUUUAACCCUCCCCACGCCAGCCACAUGGGUGGGGUUUGGGAGCGACUGAUACGCUGCGCUCGGUCAGUUCUGACCAGCCUGUUGGUCGCGAAUGGAGAACAGCUGGACGAUGAGUUGUUGCGAACGUUGAUGUGCGAGGUUGAGGACAUCCUUAACAGCCGUCCCAUCUCCAUAGCUGACAUGUCCCCAACUAACCAGCUCGAGGCUCUCAGCCCGAGUUCCCUCCUGACCCAGAAGUGUAGAGUAGUCUUACCUUUUCCUGGUAGGUUCGCGACGGCGGACGUGUACGCCCGCCAGCGGUGGAGGCGAGUUCAGCAUCUCGCGAACGUCUUCUGGAACCGCUGGAGGAAAGAGGUCGUCCUCGCUGCGCAGGAGCGCCGCAAGUGGACGAAAAUGACGGAGAACGUCGAGGUCGGUGACGUCGUCCUCGUCAUGGAUGACGAGCGCCCACGCUCUCAGUGGCCGUUGGCGCGAGUCGUCAACACGUAUCCGGGCAGUGACGGCCUGGUACGCAAGGUGCGCGUCCUGAUGAACGGCUCGGAGCACAGAAGACCGGUUCACCGGCUGGUGACCCUGCUCCGUGCGGCACCUGGAGGCUCAGCUACGUGCACCGCCGAGUGACUGUGCACCGCCGAGUGACUGUUCCGUGCACCGCCGAGUGACCGUUCCGUGCACCGCCGAGUGACUGUUCCGUGCACCGCCGAGUGACUGUUCCGUGCACCGCCGAGUGACUGCUCUGUGCACCGCCGAGUGACUUUGCCCCGUUCACUGCGGCGUGACAUUGCCCCGUGCACUAUCGUGUGACUGCUCGGUGCACUGUCGGGCUACGGACCCGGCAGGUGAUCACGUGUGCUUAUGGUACUGUGAUGAAUUGAGCGCAAGAUUCCCCGUCAAGGGAGCCAGAAGGACAAAUUUGGUUGAAUGUCCCAAAUUUGGGGGAGCCAUGUGCCCGCGACUCGAUAUUAUUUGGUUGCGGUGAUCGUCGUCGUGGCGGCGGCGAGAGUCGGCGCGGCGCUGGGCGAGAGUCGGCGCGGAGCUGGGCGCCGCCGUAAUGGGUGAUGCCCGAUACUGAUACACGUGGACCGCGCCAGACAGAAAGAGAGGAAAGAGUCUCGACGUGGCUCAACUUUGGAGCCAGCGUGUUGGGUCCCGGCUUCCCGCCAUUCACCGGCGGACCGUUCCGCUUCGUGGACCGCAUCGGCCCCGCACAGCUGGUCAAGGGCAUUAAGCGCUUUGUCGCUGUCUACAGCGUCGGAUUCGAGCUGGUCGGGCACAAGUCGCGCUCUCCACGUGACCGAGCCCGCCCUUAGGCGACCGAUGCCCGCCAACCGGCCGCCGCGCGGACGGAGGUGACGCUGCCGGCCAUCGAGCGGCUCAUCGAGGCGGGCAACGCUCGGAUCAUCGAGACACUGGAAAAGAGACUCGCCCAGCAGGAGCGGAGAAUAGAGAUCCUCGAGGCAGAAUGUCAGGAGACAGAUGUCAUGAUGAUCCGCCGGGAAAUGACAUCCCAGAAAGAGGAGACCAGGGAGCUUAAGGAAAAGGUCGACGGAAUCAACAGAAACCGGCGCAUGUCCUCACUUAUCAUCACGUGUGAGGAAUUCGGUGACAGGAAGCCCGGGGAGGACAUUGAGCUCAUGACGGUGCAAGCGCUCAACAAGCGUUUCCCUGACUUGAAAUUAACGACAGGUGACAUCCAGGUCGCCCAUCGUCUUCAGGGGAAUGGUAAAGUGAUCGCCAAGUUUGUCAAACGGACAGUGAGGGACGAACUGUUUGAGCAACGGUUCGAGCUGGCCGGACGGAGGGGCGGUGCCCGACCGGGCAGGUGGAGUGCGUCAGGUGGCUGGGAGAUGGAAGCACUUUACCUCAGCGAGUCUCUGACACCCGAGUCCCAGCGCAUGUACAAUCUGCUACUCACUGCGCGUAAACAAGAAUGAGGAUCCAAGGUGGCAUCAGUUUUUACCAGGAGAGGCUACGUUUACUGCAGGAAGGUGAAAGGCGGCGAGAACAUCCGGAUACAGGACUGGUGUCACCUUCAGCGCAUCGUGCACACUGCAUAGCAGUCCGGGUGGGUCGCCGGUGGCGGCGGAGGCGGCUGGCGCGCCGGGCGGCGGGCGGCCGGGCGGCCCGCCCGCCCGGGAUCGGGCGGUGCCGCGCGGUUCCCGGCCUGCCCGUGAGGAGCGGAGCGCCGCCCGGCCGGGACCGGCGCCGCCGCUCUCCCCGGGCGGAGCUGCGGGGGAGCCGAGCCGGCGCACGGUAGCUGCUGGUGCACCUGCACCGGGUACAGGGCCGGAGGCGAGCAGCAGUGAUCCGGUAGGUGCGACACGUGACCGAUGUACGGCCGAGCGGACGGGUCGGGCGGGGGCGGGGCCGAGCUCGGUCGGGGGCUCCGGCUCCGGCUCCGGCUCCGGCUCUGGCUCUGGCCCUGGGCCGGCUCUGGACACUGUCCGGGACGACUGUCAGAGCUGUCCCCCGCUGAGCCGAGUAGAGUCUGGCUGUGAUCCCCUCGCCACGGGGUGAAUUUGAAUGUAUCGGGAAGUAUUCACUCUAGAGAGGGGGCGAGUACACUCAUGUCCGUUCGCUGUGUGAUAAAUGACGGCACUUCAGGUGCGUUCCUUGUCUGGCGGGGAGGUGUGCGGGAUAACCGUGAGGUUUUGGGGCAGGGUUGAUUAGUGUCACUUAUAAGUGGGAUAAGGGUGGCAAAAUCGGCUGAGUGGGGAAGAAAGACUAUGAUCAGGGAUUUGCCCUUACAUGAUAAAUAAGUGAGAAAGUGCAUUUAAAGUUAUUACACGAAUGAAAGUUUUGAACACCGUGCAAUGUGCAUUGUUAGUAGAAGUUUUCUCUUUCUUUUUCUCUUUCUGUUGCCGGCUACUCGUGCGGUCGGCUUGAACUGAUUAAAGGUAUGCACUUUCAUUACAGCUAUUCAAGCCAGCAUAAAGUGUCCCGGAGAAUCGAGAUGGUAACGAGAAUCGAGUUGGUAACGUUGAUCGCCUUAGGAAAUGACCAGUGGCUCAUGCAGGUACCGGUAAAUGUCUAUUAUCAUUUGAUUGUUCACCUGGAGAACGGUGACGUGUCACCCCGCAGACACUUGAUGAUGUGGGAAGCUUGAGAGAGCAGCGGUCUCGCCGCUUGCCGCCCGUGGCCCGCCCUUUGUGUGGCCCACAUGUGAUACUACCGAAAGGGUAUGCAUGGGAAGCAGCUCCGCGUGUGUGCCAGUGCUAUGCGUAUUCAGAGAAAAAUAUAUAUUCUGGGUGGUCAA